Molecule: messenger RNA, 1193 nt
Organism: Oppia nitens
Lineage: Eukaryota; Metazoa; Arthropoda; Arachnida; Sarcoptiformes; Oppiidae
Gene: sav
Product: protein salvador homolog 1-like
Exons: 4
Coding region: 75-1193 (372 amino acids)
Biological process (GO): apoptotic process; regulation of cell population proliferation; hippo signaling
Molecular function (GO): molecular adaptor activity; protein binding
Source: RefSeq, a predicted model, not a curated record
UGAAUGUAAAAAGGGUCCGAAAGUGCGGAUCGGAAUGUGAGGAAUGCGUAAACAAUGAGCGAAGAGUUGAAUCAAUGUUAAGAAAGAGCGCAAAGACGGCGAAGACGUCCACUAAUCGGAGCGACGGAAUCAGUGGUAAAUAUAUCAAAAAAGAUAAUCCGCCGGAAAUCCCGAUUAUAAACGUUUGGACAAUAAAUAAUCGGCAAAAGAACGGAAAUACGCAAAGAGGAGGACAAGUCGUCAGUGGAAGCGCUGCUUUGGGAAUCGAUUUUUCGGGAACUUUAAGUCCUUUAAAACCGAAAACUUUGACUCAAAAGUGUCUCAAAAGUCAACUUCACUGCUCUCCUCAUUCCGCCUCCUUCUGCACGCCCUCCGCCUCCUCCACGCCCUCCACCUCCACCGCCUCCCUCGCCCACUCGCUGGCCUCGGCCCCGCCCACCGCGGUUCACGUGACUCGGAAUAAGGUGUGGAUAUCUCAGCCGUCGCUCGGGACGACGCCUCACUUGUCUGGCCAUACGGUGCGCUCUUUAACCAAUUUGACGACUGAUUCGCGGUUCGAAUUGCGUCCGCGAACUGAAUCGACAGAAUCGACGUCAGAACUGCCGCUUCCGCCGGGUUGGACCGUCGAUUACACGCUGAGAGGGCGCAAGUAUUUCGUCGAUCACAACACGAAAACCACUCAUUGGUCGCAUCCUUUGGAAUCAGAUUCUUUGCCCACGGGAUGGGAAAGAGUCGUCUCCCCCGCUCACGGCGUCUACUACGUCAACCACGUGACCAGAGCCACUCAACUCGAACAUCCCUGUGCUCACCACUACGCCCCGCCUCCCGCCGCGCCGCCCCCUCGCGCUUCUCUGCGUGAACUUCCGGUUCCGCCGCGCCCCGAAGCGCACGUGAUAGUUCCGGCGAAUCCGUAUUUGACGGAAGAGAUUCCUCAUUGGCUGUUUAUUUACUCGAAAGCUCCGCCCGAAUUGGAUCACAAACUAAAGUGGGAAUUAUUCCGCGUUUCAGAAUUGGAUUGUUUCGAAGCAAUGCUUAAUCGUCUUUACAGAACAGAUAUGGAACGACUCGUUCUGUCCUUCGAAUUGAUCCGAUCGGCUCUUCAGCGCCAAUUAGACGAACGAUCGGCUCUUCAGCGCCAAUUAGACGAACGAUCGGCUCUUCAGCGCCAAAUAGAUGAACGAAAUUGUAAAUAA